GUGACAAUUUUCCAGUGCAUGGCGCAUGCGUUUAAGUGUAGCCUAGAAGUCUUCGGGGAUUUGUCUAAUAUCGUGCGUAGAAAGCAGUUGUUUUUUGACAACUGCGUUUCGGAGUGUGUACGUUUGGAUACAUCGUCUUCAAAUAUUGUCAUCUUUCAGAAUUGUGUCAGAUUUGACCCUAAAGAAUAGUGCGACGCAUAGUCGCCAUCCCUCAGUCUUGCAUGCAUUUACCCACUGUAUAGACACCUUCGGCUGACAGCUACAGGGAACAAUAUUUGUGGUUCUACACGGUAAGUUCUAGGCUUUUCUUAGGUUUUCAAAAUAUAUUUACGGUAAGACAUUCAUGAGUAAUAAUACAUGUUUAUUAAAUGUAACAAGUUGUGGACUGGUGGUAAAAUUCCGAAUCUUUGGCAUGAAUAACAAUGUGUGUCCCAAAAAACAAAUGGCAUCACUGAAUAAUGUGUAUUUUGUGUAUAAUUGAUCGAAUUCAUGCAAUCUUUGUUAGGCUACCUACAUUGCAUCAAUACAUUGCAACUAAUGUAUAUUACACUAAUUUAUAACGAAUUAUGUUUUGAUUAAGGAAUAUCAUCAUGCCAUAUGAUUUCAUAUUCAUAAUAAAUAAUCUAAUUUGAACUGGGGACUUAAAGUUCUCAAACAAUAUGAGAUGACAUAGAUUUAUAUGAUAGGCUACAUUUAUCUGACUGGUGAAGGAUUGAACAGUAUUAAUUGUACUUUAAUGUUUUUACACAGUAAACUCAAAUGUGACAUGCUAGAUAAAAGUGAUGGUGAAGAGUAGUUUGAUUCAUUGAAAACUCACCAACCCAUUACAGACUACCAAGACACAGAACCAUGUUGAUUGGGUGUUUUAAAGUAAUAAUAGCACCAGCUAAUUACAUGUGAAGUAGCAUAGGGGAAACAUUAAAUAUAGUGUGUAGGACCAUAGCAGCCAGAUAGAGGCUAUAGAGGAUACUUUUGCUACAUUGUCUUGUAUUCAUUUCAUUUGAAAUGAUACAUCGUCACUGUCCCAAAUUGCCUAUUUCCUAUAUAUUAGUGCACUGGGCCUUGGUCAAAAUAAGUGAACACACAGCAGGCCUUAAAGCCUAAUCUGGUUGAUAUGUGCACUGUCAGAAUGGGCUAGUUCCAUGCCAUCAACUUUAUCCAGGUGUUCACUGCUACAGGCCUCUGAUAGGCAUCAGGUCUGCUGCAAUUGGUUUCCGAGAUAAAGUUUCCCCUAGGUACAGAUCUAGGAUCAGCUUCCCCUCCCUCAAUCCUAACCGUAACCGUUAAUGUGAAAAAUGCUAAACUGACCCAAGAUCAGCGUCUAGGGCCAACAUCUCACUACAAUCUAUAGGUUUUUGGGAGCGCCUGUGUGGCUCAAUCAACAGACAACUCGAUAAUAUUCAUUUCAAACCACAUUGUUGUGCACACUGUAGUGUGCCUAUUGUAGUGGUGGUGGUGUAAACUGUUCUUCUCAUGCAUUCACCACAAGAUUAGUGUCUCUCACAUCAUCUUCAUGUUCUCACAGGACAUACAGACUCUCUCUCUCUCUCUCUCUCUCUCUCUCUCUCUCUCUCUCUCUCUCUCUCUCUCUCUCUCUCUCUCUCUCUCUCUCUCUCUCUCUCUCUCUCUCUCUCUCUCUCUCUCUAUAAUAAUAAUAAUAAUAUGCCAUUUAGCAGACGCUUUUAUCCAAAGCGACUUACAGUCAUGCGUGCAUACAUUUUUGUGUAUGGGUGGUCCCGGGGAUCGAACCCACUACCUUGGCGUUUCAAGCGCCGUGCUCUACCAGCUGAGCUACAGAGGACCACUCUCUCUCUCUCUCUCUCACACACACACAUGCAACACACACAUUCUGUUUUAACUGUGCUGUGAUAGUUCAAAAAGUAAAUGUCACCAUAAGGCUGUGUUUUUGAGUAUGUAAGCAUGUGUCUGUGGAUGUUAAGUCCUGUGUCAGCUUAUCUCUGCAGGGCACCCAAAUCCUGUCCAUGGAGAGCUACCCUCCUGUGGAUUUUUGCUCCAACUCCAGGUGCAACCAUCCUGAUUCAGCUUCUCAACCAGCUAAUUAUUAGAAUCAGGUGCGCUAGAUUAGAGUUAGAGUGAACCUACAGGACGGUAGCUCUCCUGGAACAGGGUUGGAGAGCAUUGCUGUUGUGUCAUUGUUUGAGUAUCAGCCCAGGCAUCUUAUCCUUUGAUGCAAGUGCUUCUCAAUAAACUGAUAGGGAGUGACUACAGGCUACUAUUUCAAAAUGCUUAUCUGAUGUUUUCUAUUGUAGAGAUACAGAUUCAAGGUGCAGUGUUUGUCUUCUCAAUGAAACACCAUCAACAUGACCAAUUUCACAUAGAAAUGUGAGUUAUAGAUCUGUUCUUAAGUUUAGUUUUUGCGUCUUUUACUUUAGGUUUUGUACAGCAGCUUCAAACAGCUGAAAAUACAAUAUUUUGGGUUAUUGAAAAUAUAUUUCACAGCGGUUUAAAUGGUACAAUAAUUCUCUACAUUGCUUGUUUUGUCACAUAAACUGAAAUUAGGCGAACUAUCAGAAUUUUCGCUACCAUAUUGCACCUUUAAGUCACCCUUGUUUUUUAAAGAGAGUGGAGAUCCACUCUACUUUAAGGUAUUUUUUCAAUCUUUGUUAAGAUAGGCAUGGACACAAAUUGGGAGAUAGAAAUGAGGAAGACACAGGAGGAAGGGUAGAGACAGGAAAUUAACCCCAGUUUCUAGUGGGGAGGCAUGUGCUUGAAGCCAGGUUCUGCAUCACCUUUGGUAUUUUUUUAAUGAGUGACACAGAGACAUUUAACAUUUUAAUCAUUUAGCAGCCGCUCUUAUCCAGAGCAACUUACAGGAGCAAUUGGGGUGAAGUACCUUGCUCAAGGGCACAUCAAUAGAUUUUUGUUCACCUAGUCGGAUCUGGGAUUCGAACCAGUGACCUUUCAGUUACUGGCCCAAUGCUCUUAACCGCUACCUGCUGCCCAGACAAUGGUAUCUGUUAGAUAGUGUUCAUUGGCACAAAGCAGAAGAUUACAUUCUAAUCCUGUUGGUAAAACAGGUUACAAACCCACCUAAAUGGCUCCAUCCAAAAAGCAAACAGACAAUGGUCCAUUUGUAGAUUGUCUUUACUGGCUCACAGUACACUAGAAUUAUGGUGUUAUGCUCAGUUAAAAGUAUACUAGACUCCCAAUUUGUGGUGUGAUCUUACACAUUCGAGCGCUACUCAUCCCCAGCCCUGCAGGUUACCAUCUGUUUAAUAGGGGGGAACCAGAAAGCCUUAUUCACUAAAAUUGUCUGUUUCCGUCCUGUUGGGGCAGGUCUAUUGUUUACAUAUUAACGUCUGGAUAAAGUUUCAUAUUCAUGAUGUAGUUCCUGCUAAGAUUGUGCUGGUUGGGGAAAUCGGUGGUGAGUGUGUAGGUGCGUACUCUCAAAUAUAUUUCAAAUAGCAGUGGACUAAGAUUGGGGUCAUAUUUUCUUACAAAUGUGUCACAAACAAUGUGGAAAGUGCCACUUUCUGAUGAGCGGGCUGGGACUACAUCUUUACCUAGAAUUUGCUUUGGCAUCUCUUGCCACUUCUGCCACCAUCGCAAGCAGUUAGACACAAUCCCUGACCUUAAUGGGUGAAUUAGCGAGAAAGAUAACUUUUUUUAAAUGCUGUUUUUACAGAGAGUAAAGUGUAGUUUUAGUGCUGUUUCCUCUGUGUGAUUUCCGGUUUAGUCAAAGUUUCACAUCCUGCAGACACAGCGAUAGUUUCUUUCUUCUCAUACGGGUCGUUAGUUUCUUUUCAUCAGGGUGAUAUUCAUUUCCAUUUUGGUCCUUUAGCUUAUACCAGAGUGAUUUACAGUCAGUGAUUAUUGCAAGUAAAACCUUCCUAAAAACAGCAGUUAUCAGCGAAAUCGGCUGUGGUGCUAUUAAGUGUUGGUGCAAGAAAGACAAGGACAACAGUUAAGUGUUAAUUUAGGGUAACACACAACAUGCAUUCUAUUUUGCUUUGUUAUUGUGUUUGUUGUUGUUGUAUUGGCUUUGUGCCAUACUGUCUGUCUAGAAACUACAGUGAAUGGACGGAAUAGCGUAAUACCAAUCCCAAACGGUAUUCUGUAUGAAACCAACUGCCACGUGUGACAUCAAUGACACUAUUAAUCCCAAAUAAUCUUUGAUCUUAACAUAGGCCGUCCGAAUCAGAAUCGCAAAGCAUUGGACCCCUUUUCUAUAGGCGACAAUGGCAGAUUAUAGGUCAGCCUUGUCUUUGUGUCAUGAACAAUUUGUCGCCAUGUGUUUGAAUGGUACUGUAAGUGUGGCCCCUAUCUGUUCUAUACAGUGGGAUAUGAUGUAGUCAGCCCUUCUCUUAUGGACCAACUGUAUGUGGCCAACCAUUGUUGUAUUAUCACAGUGUUAUUUCCAUUUGAGGCUGCAUGAAAACUUGUAGAUAAAGGACGAUGUAGAGAGAGCAUGGGAGUAGGCCAUGGAUAUAGGAGCAUGAAUGAGAUGUGUGCUUGUGUGACGAGUACUGAGGAUACGAAGCGGCAGGACUCAACAAGGUAAAGGUUUACUUAACAAUGAGAAAGAGAAUAACAAGGAGCGAGUAAACGACACGACGCUACCAAUUACACACAACAGGUUGGAUGGGGAGCGUUGCUGCACAGCUAUUUUCAGGUCUCCAGAGAUGUUCGAUCGGGUUCAAGUCUGGGCUCUGGCUGGGCCACUCAAGGACAUUCAGAGACUUGUCCCGAAGCCACUCCUGCGUUGUCUUUGCUGUGUGCUUAGGGUUUUCAUCAAGGAUCUCCGUUAAUCUUUUCCUCGAUCCUGACUAGUCUCCCAGUCCCUGACGCUGAAAAACAUCCCCACAGCAUGAUGCUGCCACCACCAUACUUCACCGUAGGGAUGGUGCUAGGUUUCCUCUAGACGUGACACAUAGCAUUCAGGCCAAAGAGUUCAAUUUUGGUAUUGGCUCUGUCUAGUCCCUCUGCAUCAGACAUAUGGUGAGCAAUAUGUUUGGACUAUGAAAUCGCAAUAAAAUCACAUUAUUGAAUGGCAAUGAAUAUAGAAUCGCAAUACAUAUCGUAUCGGCAGCUAAGUAUUGUGGUAAUAUUGUGAGGUCCCUGGCAAUUCCUAGCUCGUGGGGUCUCAAAGGAGCAUAGGGGGUUUCAAGGAUGUGUGUGUGUGUGUGAGAGAUAGUUUUUUGUGUGUAGACCAACCUAUGAGGAGUUUUUUGUGUGUAGACCAACCUAUGAAGAGUUUUUUGUGUGUAGACCAACCUAUGAGGAGUUUUUUGUGUGUAGACCAACCUAUGAGGAGUUUUUUUGUGUGUAGACCAACCUAUGAGGAGUUUUUUGUGUGUAGACCAACCUAUGAGGGGAGGUGGCUAACUGAUUGGGCGAUAUAUUAAACAGGAUGUUCUCUCUCUCUCUCUCUCUCUCUCUCUCUCUCUCUCUCUCUCUCUCUCUCUCUCUCUCAGGGUUUCAUCAUCUCCACAAACACUCCAGACAUGAGAAGGAGCAGGUGAAGAUGUCCCUGAAGAACACCAAAAGUAAGCAGCUUUUUUGUUGAUGUGAUUUAAACCAGUAUUUGUAUGCAUUAUAUCCAAUUCUGUUAGUUUGAGAAUUGAUAGAUGCUUCAGAUUUCAGGUAAUCUAAUGUCAGGUAAUUUAGUCAGUCAUGACUUUAAACCAGUCAUGGUAUUAUGUUAUUGUAUAUUCUGCUGCUAGGGUUUUACUUAACCUUAGUCAGUUCAAAUGUGAGGGGAGGUUAGUAAAACAAAUGGGCUUUUCUUGUGAAUAUAUUGAAAUGUGUUGUUUGUAACACCUUAUUGUAAAUAGACACCACGGACAUUGAAAUUGUCAAGACUUUGUCUUGUUGCUACUCUGCAAUGUGUAGUGUGUUGAAAAACAGACCCGUUACCAUUAGUCAGAUUCCAGGACGUUUUCACUGUCUUGAAGUUUACGUUAAGUUCACUUGAAGUUCACAUUUUCAAUUAUUAAUAUAUUAUUAUCUGAAAGGAUAAACUGAUCCUAGAUUGAUAUAUACAGCCCCCAGAGCUUGAGUUUGACCCGUCUUUGUUUAUAUUUGUGUCACAGCAUAGCACAGCAUGAUGCACUCGCCUGGGUCAAAAUCGUCUGGUGAAGAAUAUUUUACUGUAAUGAAUACUCAGGGAGAAAAAGGUGUAGAUUCACGCACAGAGCUCGGCAGGUGUUUAUUAGGCCUUCGCAGGAGGCAAGAAUCGUGGUCACAGGCGGGCAAUGGUCAUACACAGGUAGGCAAACAGGCAGGUGAAUCAAAACUAGGACUGAAGGCUAUAACUGGUUCUCACAAACGAGCUAGGAAAAGGCUUAGUAGAGUCAAAACAAACAAUACCUCACAAGGCACAAACAGAAUGAACUGAACUAAAUAAGGAGCUGAUGAGACCAGGUGAGUAACUAAUACAGGUGAAAUCAAUGAACAAAAAUGAAAGACAGGGCUACGUUCAAGAACACAAGGUGAACUAAGAAAAUAAAUACAGAACCUUACAUUUACUGCAUUAAAUUGAAAUAACAAAUGCCCUUGCGACUUCAACAUCACCAGGGAAAUAACUUUCUCUUAUGGAUUUUGACCCAGGCGAGUAUGGCAUACUGUGCUGAGAAGCGUGCACAUUUUUUAAAUCUGUACAUUAAAAUUGCCUUCCUGUGUUCAUUUGCAGCAUGGUCCAGAGUACUUGUACCUGUGCUGCUGCUGUGCUGUGUGUCCUACUACUGUUCACAUUUCUUCCUUCAGAGGUAAAGCUCCCCUUUGUCUUCAUUCAGCCACCUGGUCCUCCUCAAGGUUCUUCUGCGUUUGACAGGAUUUGAGUGCUACAUAGGGUGGCAGAGUUUAUGCAAGCACAGAGUGGCUUGUAAGAGAGAUACAGGGUGCGUCUCAAAUGGCACACUAUUCCCUAUAUAGUGUACUACUUUUGUGCCAAUGGGCUCUGGUCAAAUGUAGUGACUAUAUAGGGAAUAGAGUGCCAGUUGGGACGCACACACAUACUCUUUAGCAAGGCUGGGGGGAGAGAUAAAGCUUGGUUCAGGACUGCCAUGACCAGGGACUAGUCAGGGCGUUAGAGAAAGACAGAGGAGAAGCUCAAAGUCUCUUUGCAGGAGGUGUUGUCCAAAUGCAAAAACAACGUUCCUUUGCAUGUGACCUUUUUAGCCAAGAUAAGUGGGUCUGCUAGACUGAUAAGUGGCGCUUUGUAUUCAAUAUAGCUAUCUAAACUCGUUCAUUACAGAAAAAUUACAGAACAUUACACAUGGUACGUAUAAGAGAGAAAUAGAGCUGUACCGAUGCCAGAUAGCUUCGACCAGACCAUCCCAUCAAGAUCAGGAUUUGCAUCUUUUGACCAAUGGGUAAAAUAAUAUGUUAAUUGUCUAGAUAAUCGUCUAAGAAAACCAAUGGUCCAAACCACGUCUGUCAUAAUCCGUUCAAAGGUUAUUUGAGUUUUUACCCUUGUAGGAUGGUCAGAAUUAGGGUGACUUAAAGAAUGGAGGCCAGAGAAAAAAAAGUGGUCUAAAAUCAGGUAUAUUGUAUUGCGUCAGCUAGGCUGGAUUCUGUGCAAGAAUUAAUGCUACUGGCUACCUGACAGGCUGACUUUCCUGUUGAACUCGUCAUCUUUCUUCUCGAAUCCGCAGGACAUAAAACAAUAUAGAGGACAAAACAAUAUAGGGACAUGACAUGUAGUAUUUUCAUAUUUUAGUAUACGCUUUUCAUAUUAAUUAGAAAUUCCUGUUAUUUUUCAAACUUUUCUCACAAAAACAAGCGUAUCUCUAUGAAAUGUCAACAGAGCACUGAGCGUAUACCAAGCUUUUUUUCCCAAAGCCAUUUACAUUGAAUUCAGCUCGUAUGAUGCUAAUUUAGCUUUUUGAUACCCGUGGAAACGACUUUGCAGACGACCACCACAAAAUGUAAAAUCCUCAAAAGUUGUUAUGAGAAACCUGAAUGUGCGCCAGCUCAUGCUAUUUAUGAGAAACCUGCGUCAACAGAGUUCGGUGCAUUAUUGCAUUUGUUAGGCUGUUUUUAAAAAAUAUAAUGUUAAUGAUAUGUUAGAGAAAGACCCCACUGAACGAUUCAUAACAUGAGUAAUCAUAUUUGUCUUGGUAAAAAUGUAUAUUAUAACAUAAGGAAGUUAAAUUUAAUCACCAAAGCGUGUCACCAAUUUCAUCACCAUCCUAGCAUUUGAUAGCAAUUUGACAGAAAUAAGGAUUUUAAUUCUACUGACCAUAUAUAGCGCUUCUCAAGAACACUUGAGUUACUCAUAAUUAGGGAGUCUUGUUCACUUUCACCACAGUAUAUGUUGUUGUACAACGGCUGUCCCCAUAGGAGAACCCUUUGAAUAACCCUUUUUGGUUCCAGGUAGUUCUACCUGGAACAAAAAAGGGUUUUACCUGGAACCAAAAAGGGUUCUCCUAUGGGGACAGCCGACGAACCCUAAGAGUGUAGCAUAAGCAUGGGCAAGGUGGUAGCUCAUUCCUACCACAGAUAACCACAGUGGAAACCAACGUUUUGUCCCCAGCUUUUGGUUCGCAGUUGAGACCAUUAACCACCGCAGAGACCACAUACUGUGUGUGUUUCAGUCGAGUCUCUAUUUCAGUGGUGUGUUUCUGUUUGGUUUCCAUGUUCUGUGUGUUUCAGUCAAGUCUCUAUUUCAGUGGUGUGUUUCUGUUUGGUUUCCAUGUUCUGUGUGUUUCAGUCGAGUCUCUAUUUCAGUGGUGUGUUUAUGUUUGGUUUCCUGUGUUUUUCAGUAGCGGAGGGGCUUUCAGUAAGGCCCUCUGUGACAGCUGGAACAUCUCUCAGAAGUGGGAGAGUCUCAACUUCAAGUGAGUAAUUAAGUCUACUUGAUAAGAAACACGGAGGAGAGGAGAGGAGAGUUUGUUGUUUUUCUUUCUUUCUCCCUCUCUCUCCCCCUCCCCUGCAGAUAAGAUUACGCUUUUCUUUCUCAACUACCAAAUAUUUGGGUCAUAGGCCCUAUUUGAAUAAUUAAUGUAAAUAUAGCAUCGAAAAAAAUAGGGAAGAAAAAUACAUGACAAAUAACAUGAAUAUCACAAAUGGCCAUUCAAAAUAAGAAAACCAACAUUUGCAUGUUUCUCUUCUGCUUUUUUCUUUUCUUUGUGGUUUCUUGGAAAUGUGACCAGUUAGUUGGGUCAUGUUUUGCAAUGGUAAUGGCAUUUUUUUUUUUUCUUCGAACAUUAACCAAUGAGUUUGGUUUUGCAAUGAUACAAUGAGUUUGGGUUUGUUUCUCAGCACAAGUUUAAUUCUUAACACAUUCAUAUCUAAAUCAAGCUUUGAAGAAAGUAUAUAACAUCUAACUUCCUUCCACAAUUAUAGUUAUUUUAAGUGAUAGUCUAUGCCACAUUGAUUUAAUAUUUCUUAUCAGCACGUGUAUGUAUUUCUACCUGUGUUUUCUCCUACCAGUGUGAGCAGGAAUGCUCAACUCUUCUUGAAGCUAGACGAUUUCUUCUGGCGAAGCUACUUGUCCAUGUUAGCCUUGCCUUAUGGUGUUAAGGGCAGUGGUAAGUUGUCACCAUCCUCCACUUCAAAUGGUACUUCCAAUGGUGGCUGGUGGGACUUUAAAUAGAAGGACAGGCUUAAUGUAAUGGCUGGCACGGAAUUAAUGGAACGGUAUCAAACACAUCGAACACGUGUUUGAUACCACUCCAAUCAAUCCAUUUCUAUGAGCCGCCCUCCCCUUCACCAGCCUCCUCUGGGUACUUCAUACAAAAUGCAUAUUCUGUUAAAGGUGCUUUUCAGUGGGCUCUUAUUUGAAUGAUGCUUUUGGACUAGACUAGUGCAUGUUAUGUUAUUCCUAUGACAGUGUUAUUACUGACAUGUAAUAGCAAGCAUCAGUGUUACUAGUGUUAUCUGAAUUAACCAUGUCUGUAUCUCAUGUUUACAUUUCUUGUGUGAGAUGUUUAUGUUCAUUUUCUGUUUUCCAGAGCUUUUCCUCGUGAAAGCAUUGUCAGCCAUAGCCAGCUAUGACAUGCCAGAGACGAUAAAAAAGUUAGGUCAAAGUAUAUCUCAUCCCUGACAAUGACACUACUGUAAAAAAAAUUAAAUGUUUGCAUAAGAUUACAAUCUAGUUUAUGAAUCUAUUGAAGUUAAUAUUUUACUCAGCUGACAGUUGACACAUUCCUGAUUAUUGACAGAUCAUGUUUUUAAAAGGUCUACCAUGAUACCUUGGUUGAGCUGUACUGUUUUGUCCUCUUCCUGCUCUUAGUUUGCCUUGCAGAACCUGUAUGGUGGUUGGAAAUGGGUUCGCCAUCAAGAACACCUCGUUAGGAAGUGCCAUUAACAAGUACGACAUAGUGAUCAGGUAAAGAGACUGAGUGCUUUAUGUCUUGCUAUGGCACGUUUAUGUCAUGUUAUGUCAUGGUUAUAACAGCAGUAUGCAGACUGAGUGACUAUGCUUCAUGUAAUGUCUUAUUGGUCGUUCCCAGGUUGAACGAUGCCCCAGUUCGGGGGUAUGAGACCGACGUGGGGAACAAGACUACCAUGCGUCUCUUCUACCCUGAGUCAGCUUCCUACAACCCCAGCAUCCACAAUGACCCUGAUACCCUCAUGGUCCUCGUGCCUUUCAAGCAGCAAGACGUGCGCUGGCUCAAAGAGAUCCUGUACAACGAGAAGAGGGUACUAUACUGGAUGUGAUAUUUUCAACACUAAGACAGGGAUGCCCAUUACUCCCCAUCUAACAUAAGACAAGAUAUGAUAUGAUGAGAUGAGAUGAGAUGAAGUAAGGUUUUAUUGUCUGUUUACACAGAAAUGUGCCUUGCAACUAUAAAACUGAUUACAGGACAUACAAUGUCAUAUAUGAGGUAAAGAACAUGAAUGGAUGACAGGGGAUUAUACAACUGAUCACACACACACAGACACACACACACACUCUCUCUCUCUCUAGUUAGUCUACCUCUUUCUGUUUCAUCCACACACACAAACACAUCCAUGCACACACUUUUCUCUCCCGCUCUCUCCCCAAUGCCACGUUAAAAUCCCCUAUCCGUUUAAACAUUAUCCCCCUCACCUGCUGGAACAUUGUAUUUUCCACCCUAUCUCCCUACCCUGAGGCUCUGUUAGUAGGUUGUGUUGGAGCAGUGUCUAAUAAUAAUGUUGAAAGGAACAGCCUUUGGGUGUAGGGUCAUGCCACCCUCAUUUACACAGUAGUCUAAUUCUAAGCGGGAAGAGAAGGCACCUGUGAUCAACCAAUGACUGGGCAGGAGUUAAUACUUAGAUCUAGGCUCUGUUGUAAUUUCCACACUAGCAUAGCACAUACAGUGGCGUGAAAAGGUAUUUGCCCCCUUUCUGAUUUUCUCAAUUUUUCAUAUUUUUGAUACUGAAUGUUAUCAGAUCUUCAACCAAAACCUAAUAUUAGAUAAAGGUUUACAAAUAACAAAAACAAAACAAAAUAUUAUUUUAUUUAUUUAAUUAAUAAAGUUAUGCAACCCCGAAUUCAACUGCAGGAAGCAUUCGGUUGCAGUCUUUGCAGCUAAAGUUUUUGAGUGUAAGGGGGCAAUUACUUUUCCACACAGGGGAAUUGGGUGUUGCAUAACUUUGCUAAUUAAAUAAAAAAAUUAGUAUAUAUAUUUUUUGGUUUGUAAACUCAGGUUCCCUUUAUCUAAUAUUAGGUUUUGGUUUAAGAUCUGAUAACAUUCAAUAUCAAAAAUAUGCAAAAAUAGAGAAAAUCUGAAAGUGGGCAAAUACUGUAAAAUUAAGCAAUGUAUUGGGAAUGCAUCCUAAGUACACCUGGGUUCAAAUACUAUUUGACAUUUUUCAAAUACUUUUAGUGUUUGGUGUAGCCUGCCUGGAGUGCCAGAUGGGUAGGUGCAUUGCACCUGGCUAGCUCAAUCAAACCGAGCGAAAGUAUUUGAAAUGAUUUCAAAUAGUAGUUGAACCCAGGUCUGAUUCUAAGUAGUAUGCUGGUGUGGAUAUUGGAACGUAGCCCUACUAGUGAAGCUGUUUUAACCAGGGGCCGUAUGUAUCAGCGUCUCAGAGUAGGAGUGCUGAUCUAGGAUCAGUUUUGCCUUCAUGAUGAAUAAGAUUACAUGGAUAGGGGGACCUGAUCCUAGAUCAGCACACUUAAUCUGAGACACUUGAUACAUAUGGACCACCCAGGACUCUUUUUAACUAGACUCACUCUAUUCACCCUAUCUGUGGCCUCAGAUCAGAAAGGGCUUCUGGAAACCCCCUCCUGAGAUCUGGUUGGGUAAAACCAGCAAUAUCCGCAUCCUGGACCCCUACUUCCUGCAGCAAACGGCCAGCCGCCUGCUCCACUUGCCUCUCAACACACCUCCAAAGACCAACCAGGUGAGAGCUGCUCAGAAUAGCUGCUCACCCUACCAGAAAUGUACUUGUUUAAAGCGAGUUGGAAGUACAAUUAUUACAUUAUGGGAAAUGGUAUUGUAACACAAUAGUUAAAAAUGCAUUUCACCAUGUCUUUGCUUUCACAAACAUGAAAAGCUAAAAUUGCCAUUUCGCAUACCAUGGAACAUUUUAGAAUUGCAAACGGGACGUGUUAAUCUUGUGUGAAAUUUACGCUAUAGGGUAGCUCCUCGUUAGCCAGACGCUUCAAAAUACUAUCUAGCAAAAAUGGCACUAGUGUAAUAAGUCGACGUUCUGGUCAUUUAACCACCAUGUCAGCCUUGUUCUUGUCAUUUGAGUAACUUUUAAGAUUUUAGUGGUUAUAUUUAGGAGCUUCCUAGAACGGUUAGAAAAUGUCUGAAGCGUGCAGACAAGUUACUGUAAUGAUAAGAAGGCUAUGAACGUAGCUUUGUUUGGGUGUGAAAAUAAUUGCUUUUCAGAGAAGCGCCUGUCAAAACUCUCUCCCAUCACCACGGUCAAUAAGGUGUCAAGAGGGUUUAGGGUCAAGCUAAAGCUUCAAUUAAUAUCUGUGUAGUAAUCUAUAAUUAUUCAUCGUCGUUGUAUCAAUAUUAGUGGUCACAUGAAAGUAGAUAAAUUAUUAUGCAUGUGUAACCGGUGUGAAAUGGCUAGCUAGUUAGCGGUGCGCACUAGUGGCGUUUCAAUCGGUGACGUCACUCGCUCUGAGACCUUGAAGUAGUUGUUUGCCUUGCUCUGCAAGGGCCGCGGCUUUUGUGGAGCGACGGGUAACGGUGCUUUGAGGGUGACUGUUGUCGAUGUGUGCAGAGGGUCCCUGGUUCACGCCCAGGUAGGGGCGAGGAGAGGGACGGAAGCAACACUGUUACACAUGUAGUGGGAAAGAUGGUAUUAGUGCAGUGUUAAUGUCCAUACAGUUUCAUGAGUGACUGGUUUCAUUGAAAACAUUGGGUUCAUUUGAAACUAUAAGUAUUACUUUGGAGCCUUGGCUGUUCCCGGCCAAGCUAAUGAUGUCAUUACUUAGAAUGUCAGUGGCAAAAAUCACACGUUGACGUAUUUCUUUUUUUCUGACCUUGGAGUUUGCCCACUCCUCCUUUCUUAAGGUGCCGUCCUCGUCUUCCUCUGUGCGUAGGGGUUCGAUUCAGCACUGAGCGAAAUGCCCCGACUGUUACAAUGGUGCUUUGUCCCCACUCUUAAAGUGCUCUUCAAGUUCAAAAUGUGGCAUACCUUGGCUCUCAAAGGAUGUGCUGGAAACUUAAGGUAACUGUCUUGAAAUGGAAAUGUGUGAGAAAAUAGGAAUUAUGGAGAGGACGUUUAAGGUUAUGGUGAUGCCCGUGAGACGAUGUGGUUUAUUUUGUCGCCGAUACUUCUCUCAAGUUUUUUACUGAACCUGACUGGUUAUCCACCCUUGUCUGAAUAAAGCGAUGUAUCCAGGCAGCAGACCUGGGUUCAAAUAGUAUUUUUUUUAUUUCAAAGGCUUUUACUCUAAUUUAAGCGUGAGGUCAUGUGUGUUUGUGGAGGAUCACUAGUUUAAGCCCAGCAAGGAGACAGGUACAGUAAGGGUAGCUAUACUGCUAAAGUGGCACAGUGACAUCCGUCACACCUGCCUUGAGUGCCAGAUGCGUUGAUUUUGCACUUUUGGGACUAUUCUAUUGGUUCCAUUGUGCCAGGCAAGCUCAUUUUAAGUUUUUGAAAGAAAACAGAAGUAGAAGUAUGAAGAAGCAGAAGUACGUGGCCUGUUUUGACUGAAGGAAUGUCAGAACAUUUAAUCCCUAUUUCAGGAAGUGCCUUUUAAGCUUCAUUUUAACUUCACUUCAAAAAUCUAAGUUUAAGAAACAAACAACGUCUUCAAGUACAGCGGAGCUCUGCUACUAUUUAUUUCCUCUCUAGAUAUUUAAGUCUCAUGACUCCAUGGGCAACCUCUCACAUUGCAGGCAGUGGUGUAGUGGAGGGUAAGUAAACACAGUUUACCCACUUUUUUCCCACUCCGGGACAGUUUACCCACCUUUUGCAGAAAAAUUCAUUAAAAAAGUAUAGCGAGCUAAAAGCAGAAGGACUCUGCCCUCAAUAUCAUCGGCCCUGAAACUAGGGCUUGGUUUGAAUACUUUCCAAAUGCAUCCUUCCUUCCUGUCUUCCUUGAAGUAAUCACUGGUCUAAAGUGACUGGAUUGGUGAAAGGUAUGUUAUGGGACCUUUGCUUUCAACUAUCCAAUCUCAUACUGAUUAAUGACUAGGAAGGGAGGACAGUAGGAUGCAUUUUCUGUGUGGUCCAGUGGUUUUGCCACUGACCCCGCUGCGCUGGUGCAAGAGUUGGCAUGGGUUUGAAUUCACCCACUGCCCUUUAACUCUAUCUCCUCCAAUCUUUCCUGUCUUCUCUCUACUGUUCUAUCUGUUAAAAAAAAAAUAAUAGAGCCAAGCGUGUCUCUUGUAAACUUGAUUAAAUCAUGUAAAGAUUGUGACAUGGCCACUCUUGAUGAGGUCACUUUAGGGAAUGGCGCUCCUCCUAUUAGUCACAGCUAGUAGUUGGGUCACUGAUGUUAUCCUUCCUCUUUCGUCUCCUCCUUUCUCUGGAAGGAGUGACUAAGAAAACAAACCUUGUUUUGUAAGGGAUAUGACUCAAAGGGUGGAGAGGCGUACAGUGGGGAAAAAAAGUAUUUAGUCAGCCACCAAUUGUGCAAGUUCUCCCACUUAAAAAGAUGAGAGAGGCCUGUAAUUUUCAUCAUAGGUACACGUCAACUAUGACAGACAAAAUGAGAAUUGUAUUUCCAGAAAAUCACAUUGUAUGAUUUUUAAUGAAUUUAUUUGCAAAUUAUGGUGGAAAAUAAGUAUUUGGUCAAUAACAAAAGUUUCUCAAUACUUUGUUAUAUACCCUUUGUUGGCAAUGACACAGGUCAAACGUUUUCUGUAAGUCUUCACAAGGUUUUCACACACUGUUGCUGGUAUUUUGGCCCAUUCCUCCAUGCAGAUCUCCUCUAGAGCAGUGAUGUUUUGGGGCUGUCGCUGGGCAACACGGACUUUCAACUCUCGCCAAAGAUUUUCUAUGGGGUUGAGAUCUGGAGACUGGCUAGGCCACUCCAGGACCUUGAAAUGCUUCUUACGAAGCCACUCCUUCGUUGCCCGGGCGGUGUGUUUGGGAUCAUUGUCAUGCUGAAAGACCCAGCCACGUUUCAUCUUCAAUGCCCUUGCUGAUGGAAGGAGGUUUUCACUCAAAAUCUCACGAUACAUGGCCCCAUUCAUUCUUUCCUUUACACGGAUCAGUCGUCCUGGUCCCUUUGCAGAAAAACAGCCCCAAAGCAUGAUGUUUCCACCCCCAUGCUUCACAGUAGGUAUGGUGUUCUUUGGAUGCAACUCAGCAUUCUUUGUCCUCCAAACACGACGAGUUGAGUUUUUACCAAAAAGUUCUAUUUUGGUUUCAUCUGACCAUAUGACAUUCUCCCAAUCCUCUUCUGGAUCAUCCAAAUGCACUCUAGCAAACUUCAGACGGGCCUGGACAUGUACUGGCUUAAGCAGGGGGACACGUCUGGCACUGCAGGAUUUGAGUCCGUGGCGGCGUAGUGUGUUACUGAUGGUAGGCUUUGUUACUUUGGUCCCAGCUCUCUGCAGGUCAUUCACUAGGUCCCCCCGUGUGGUUCUGGGAUUUUUGCUCACCGUUCUUGUGAUCAUUUUGACCCCACGGGGUGAGAUCUUGCGUGGAGCCCCAGAUCGAGGGAGAUUAUCAGUGGUCUUGUAUGUCUUCCAUUUCCUAAUAAUUGCUCCCACAGUUGAUUUCUUCAAACCAAGCUGGUUACCUAUUGCAGAUUCAGUCUUCCCAGCCUGGUGCAGGUCUACAAUUUUGUUUCUGGUGUCCUUUGACAGCUCUUUGGUCUUGGCCAUAGUGGAGUUUGGAGUGUGAUUGUUUGAGGUUGUGGACAGGUGUCUUUUAUACUGAUAACAAGUUCAAACAGGUGCCAUUAAUACAGGUAACGAGUGGAGGACAGAGGAGCCUCUUAAAGAAGAAGUUACAGGUCUGUGAGAGCCAGAAAUCUUGCUUGUUUGUAGGUGACCAAAUACUUAUUUUCCACCAUAAUUUUCAAAUAAAUUCAUAAAAAAUCCUACAAUGUGAUUUUCUGGAUUUUUUUUCCUCAAUUUGUCUGUCAUAGUUGACGUGUACCUAUGAUGAAAAUUACAGGCCUCUCAUAUUUUUAAGUGGGAGAACUUGCACAAUUGGUGGCUGACUAAAUACUUUUUUUCCCCACUGUAUAUGUUUAGAAACCUACAGACCUUGGUGUUACAAGUUUUCCUUUGUAACCAAUGAGUUAGAUGGUAACAAUGAGUUAGACCCUUCAGUGUUGUGAUGCAAAAAUAUUGGCAAAAUGUAUUGCUCAUAGAAUAAAAAAGGUCCUUCCGGACAUUAUUCAUCACAAUCAGACGGUAUUCAUAGAAGGAAGAUAUAUUGGAGGCAACAUUGACAACUACUACAAAUAAUGGAAAACUUUGAGAAUGCAGGGAAACCAGGUAUAAUCGUUAUAGCAGAUUUUGAGAUAGCAUUUGAUACAGUACGUCUAGAAUCUGUUUAAAUGCCUUUUUCUUUUCAAUUUAAGAUUUCUAAAAGUGAUGUACAACAAUUCUUUAUGUAAAAUAAUAAAUUACAGUUACUUCUCUGAGAUCUUUGAAUUGUCAAGAGGCGUGAAAAAAGGUUGCUCUCUGUCACCAUACCUACAGUAUUUAAUAUGACCAUUGAACUGUUAGCUUUAAAAAUCAGAUCUAAUGAUAACAUUAAGGGGCUAAAAAUGAAGGGAUUAGAGACAAAAGGAUUAAUGUACGCUGAUGAUUCAAGUUUUCUCUUGAGUCCUCAAUCUUCAACCUUGAAGGGCCUCAUUGAGGACCUGGAUAAUUUCUCCAGUUUCUCUGGACUAAACCCAAACUAUGAUAAGUGUAUACACUAUAUUACGGAUUGGGUCUAUAAAAGAUGCUAACUUUAAAUUGCCAUUAAGGUGUCGGCAUGCUUCCCAGCCGAAACAGUUCGGAAGAGUUUGUGCAUAUAUUAUGCCAACAUUUUGUGCUGUUUUUGUUAGUUUUGGACUUCGGUGAGGGUUUUUUCAGCUGUACGGGCACACAAACAAAUUUCUAGAAGCAAGCCGAAGUUCGGUGCUGAAGUCUACGCCCCUUCGUCGGUGAUUGGUCGACAGUAGGUAUUCUUCAAUAAAGUCCUUGUCAUUCAACGAGAGACGACUCGUUUUCAUGCACAUUUUUUCAUUGAGAAAUACUGCACCAAACAUCUUAGUUAGAUGUAAAAUUUCGCAACUAAGAUCUCUGCAAAAAAUAUUUAUUGAGUUAAUUUAGAUUAAUUCUGUCUAAAAUGCAAAUCAAUUAAUAACAUUUUUGACAUGCGUUUUUCUGGAUUUUUUUGUUGUUAUUCUGUCUCUCACUGUUCAAAUAAACCUACCAUUAAAAUUAUAGACUGAUCAUUUCUUUGUCAGUGGGCAAACGUACAAAAUCAGCAGGGGAUCAAAUACUUUUUUCCCUCACUGUAUACUGUAUUUAUUCAUUGCUCUACCGACCCCAGUAGAAUCCUUUUUCAAAUCAUGCGAGAAAAACAUAUUUAACUUUAUUUGGAAUGGCAAACCAGAUCAAGUUAAACAAGCAUAUUUAUAUAACGAACAUGAGUUUGGAGGGUUAAAACUAUUAAAUAUUAAGGCAUUAAACCUCUCCCUUAAGGCCUCCAUUGUACCGAAAUUGUAUAUAAAUCCAAACUGGUUUUCUAGCAAGCUACUAAGAGAGGCCCAGCCUAUGUUUAAGAGUGGGCUCUUUGCCUUUUUGCAGAUUAAAACCUUACAUUUUCGGUGGAUUGACAAUGGGUACCUGUUUUAAAGUAUCUUUCAUUUUUAAAUGAAGUCAUACAGAGUUGGCUACAAUUUCAAUUUCAUCCUCCAGAAAAGGCUGAUCUAGUAUUACAGCAAAUAAUAUGUCUUAACUCCAAUGUACUGAUAGAGAAAAAACUACAUUUAUUGGAAAUUUGUUACAAGAAGGGUAUAAUAUUUAUGAAAGAACGGUAACAUUGUCACACAAGCAAUUAACAACAGUGUAUGGAGGUGUAUGCUCAAUACAAAAUUAGAACCAACUCAUCGUGGCUCUGCCACAAAAUUAAUAACAGUGUAUGGAGGUGUAUGCUCAAUACAAAAUUAGAACCAACUCAUCGCGGCUCUGCCACAAAAUUGGAAGAGACAAUGACUUAAGGAAGAAAUUAAAGAAUGGGACUGUCUGCCACCCAUUAAAUGUGGUCCUCUGUAGCUCAAUUGGUAGAGCAUGGCUCUUGUAACGCCUGGGUAGUGGGUUCGACCACCCAUACGUAAAAAAAUUUAUGCACACAUGACUGUAAGUCGCUUUGGAUAGAAGCGUCUGCUAAAUGGCAUAUUAUUAUUACAUCAUAAAUGGCUUAAAAUGAUUAGGAUAAAUCCCCCCAAAAUGAUGAGUUUCACUUAAAGUCAAAAGGUUUGACAGCAAUACCGUAUAAAAUUUAAGUCAGUUGGGAACAGGUUCUUGAUGUCCCAAUACCUUGGCAUCGGGUCUAUGAACUGACAUACAGUAUAAAACAACAAUUGGCACAUCAAUCCGUUCGUUUAAAUUUAAACCUAUUGUAUAAAAUACUUGCUACAGAAAUAAUGCUCAAUAUAUGGAGCAUUGAACAGUCAGUCUUGUGCAGUCUUUGGCAUGAGGAAACAAUCAAUAGAACAUAUUUGCUGGUACUGUCCAUCGGUGGCUCGCUUUUGGAGUCCAUUUAAAUUACAGGUUGUAAUGCAACAAAAUAGGAAAAAGGGGGAUUAAUACUUUUGCAAGGCACUGUAUGUCAUUAUAUCAGGGUUCAGAUGGACCUGCAAACGGUAUUGUUAGGGGAUCUGAAAAACCACGAUCAGUCAAUGGGAAAUAUCAUUAUACUCUUGGGUAAAGUAUUUAUUUUUAGGGCAAUAUCGGUAGAAAUGUAAUAAAUAGGGAGGUUUAGGAUCCUCAUAAGACAUCAUAGUAAAAUGGAGGGAUGUAUUGCAAAAGGAAAUAGCAAAAUGGCAUUAUACUUGGAAAGAUGGGUUAAUCUGUGGACAUCGGAGAGAUGGAGUUAAGAUCAGAAUGAUUGGUCGAUUGGCCGCUGUGGGCGAAAGUUCAGCACUUGAAGAAAGAGAAAAUGUGGAAUAUAUGUAUAAUUUAUUUAACUACAGGUACCAUAGAUGUGAGCGAAAAUAGCUGUAAGUAGUAGUAGAAGUAUUGUUGUCCGUUAGUUUACUCCAAUCAGGAUAGGGAUGGUAGGGUAGGAGGGAAAAUGUAUAGAGAAAAUAAAAAUAAGGAGGAUUAGAAAUGAUGCAAACAAUGAAAUUGAUAGAACUUACAAUAUAUCUGCAAUAUUAAAGCUGAUCUAACCCCUAAAACUGAUGUAGUGAUGGAGAAGACUGUUAGUCUUUCAUUGUUAUUUUUACAUGCUAGUGCUGCCACCUGCUGGUGAAAUAAAAUAUAAUAUCUCUAAUGGGUCUCUUAUGCUUGUCCUCACAGAUCCCAGCGCACCCUACUACUGGCAUUCUGGCCAUCUACGUGGCCCUUAACUACUGUGACGUGGUCCACAUCACUGGAUUUGGCUACCCAGAGUCUAAGUACCUGAAGCACCCCAUUCACUACUAUGGCUACGACACCAUGAAGUCUAUGAAGGUGAGGGAGGAAGUUGACAUGGGUUGCGUCCCAACAAUAUCUAAUUUCUUCUGAAGUGUACACUCAUUCACUACUUCCCACAAAUCUAAAAGCAUUGGAUUGGUGGAGGAAUGGGUCAGAGGAAGUUUCCACCAUAUUCCUUAAGCCAGUCAUUUCCUUUCAAAUCAGUGAAAGCAAGUGAAAGAGAGCACACUUUGGGAGGAAGGAGAGAUAAUUGGGAUGUAUCCCUUGGUCUAUCAACAAUCACUUGUCUUGUCUAAAACAAUAUGCAAAGUCACAUAUGAAUGACAUUGAAUAUGAUAUGUGGAGACACAUCAAAUUAAAUGUGUUGAUACAGAGGAGAGACGUUGGCGUUAUCUGUUGUCAUGAACAAUUUCAUACCACUUUGCAUGGUCUGUAGACCUAUUUGAAAAUCAAUUGAUGUUUGAAUAUCUGCUCUUCCUGACAGAAUUCGUACCACAACCUCUCCCAUGAGGCGAAAACUCUGAAGCGACUAGAGGACUCUGGUGCUGUUGUAAACCUACACCCUCACUCUUGACCAAGGCAACACAUAUGUCAUUUAGCAGAAUCCUAAGCGAUUGGCAUUAGCAUAUAUUUCCGUAUGGGUGGCCCCAGCGGGAAUCAAACCCACGAUCCAGACUACUGUACCAACUGAGCCACACAGGAUCACAGUGAAGGAAGAGAGUUGGGACACUGAAAAAGGACUUCCCUUACCUACACACCUGUAUCACAAUCUGAUAAACAUCCAACCUUUCCCCACCCCUCCUUUCAUUUAAAGAACAUUACUGCGAUGAACUGCUUCACAUUGCUCUCGAAGGCCCCGUACGCACUCAAGUUGUACAACUGAUAUACAACACAUUUGACACAACUGCUUAGAUACAAUGGAGAGUUUGUCUGCAAACAUUAUUUUACACAUCCAUUGUGUGGUGUCUCCACAACCCUUGUGCAAUUAUUUGUAAAUAAAUUCAACCACAGUUUUGUUUCAUCACAAAACCGGAGAGCAUCUGUUCUGUGAAGUCCACAAAGCAUAUUGCAUGUAACAAACCAUUACAUGACCUACAGCAUGGUCAAUCAAGUUAAUGCGUCUGACAUUUUCGGACUACUAAACAACUAUUGAUUUAGGACACCAGAGAGUUACCGCAAGUCGCAAAGAAAACAUAGAGGCUCAGAAUAAGUUAGAGGAAAAACAAAAAGAAAUGGAGGAACUUAUUCAAGAAAGAUCAAGUGUAAUAUAUUAUAAAAAAUUAAGCAAACUGGAUGGAUUUUCAACAUAGAAAUGCUACCAAAAAUAAUUAACUGAAAUUGGUUACUUUAAGCAUAAGUUUUCGUUUCAGUCACCUCCAUCUCCUCUGACUGAAGCUAAUUGAAUGGAUUUGUUUUCAUUUUUAGCAGACGCUCUUAUCCAGAGCGACUUACAGGAGCAAUUAGGGUUAAGUGCCUUGCUCAAUGGCACAUCGACAGAUUUUUCACCAAGUCGGCUUGGGGAUUAGAACCAGCGACCUUUUGGUUACUGGCACAACGCUCUUAACCACUAAGCUACCUGCCGCCCCAUCAAUAGAAUUUUACAUUCUAUUGAUAAUGUAAAAUUAACAGCCAUACAGAAAGACUCACGUGAAGGCGAAAUUACAGAGGAACUUCUGGAUGCAAUUAAAGACUUUAAGUCCGGGAAAACUCCAGGGUUGGAUGGCAUACCAGUUGAGGUAUACCAAACCUUUUUUGAUAUACUCAGAGGACCGUUAUUAGCAUGUUUUAACCACUCCUAUGUAAAUGGUAGAUUAUCAGACACUCAAGAAGGUCUGAUUUCAUUAUUACUGAAGAAGGUCUGAUUUCAUAUUACUGAAACAGGAUACAAGUGGGAAAUAUAAAGAUCCAGUCCAUUAAAAAAAUUGGAGGCCCCUUACACUUCAGUGUUGUGAUGCAAAAUGUAUAGCGCAUAGAAUUAAAAAGGUAUUGUCGGACAUUAUUCAUUCUAAUCAGACAGGUUUCUUACAUGGACAAUACAUUGGAGAUAAUAUAAGGCAAGUACUGGAAACAAUAGAACACUAUGAAAAAUCUGGGAAACCAGGCCUGCUAUUCAUAGCUGACUUUGAAAAGGCUUUUGAUAAAGUACGACUGGAGUUUAUAUAUAAAUGCCUGGAGCAUUUCAAUUUUGGAGAAUCUCUUAUAAAAUGGGUUAAAAUCGUGUAUAGUAACCCUAGGUGUAAAAUAGUAAAUAAUGGCUAUUUCUUAGAAAGUUUUAAACUGUCAAGAGGAGGAAAAUAAGGUUGUCAACUUUCGGCAUAUCUAUUUAUUAUGGUCAUCAAAAUGUUAGCUAUUAAAAUCAGAUCCAACAAUAAUAUCAAGGGAUUAGAAAAUAUGUGGAUAUACUCGGUAUACAUAUCCCAAAAGAAAGAAAUUAUCUCACGGCAAUACAUUUUAUUUGAAAGUUAGCAAAAAUAGAUAAGAUCUUGCUACCAUGGAAAGGUAAAUACCUGUCUAUUUGUGGAAAAUCACCCUGAUUAACUCUUUAGUAUUAUCCCAGUUUACCUAUUUGCUUAUGAUCUUGCCUAUGCCUAGCGAACCGUUUUUUUUUUUAAUUAUAUGAGAAAAAAAUAUUCCAUUUGAUUUGGAAUGGCAAGCCAGACAAAAUUAAAUGGGCCUAUUUAUAUAAGGAAUAUGAAUUCGGAGGACUGAAAUUAUUAAAGAUUAAACCAUUAGACCUAUCACUAAAAGCUUCAGUCAUACAAAGUUAUACUUAAAUCCGAACUGGUUCUCUAGCAAAUUAGUAAGAUUGUCUCACCCCAUGUUCAAGAAUGGCCUUUUUCCCUUUAUUCAGAUUACAACCUCUCACUUUCAGUUAUUUGAAAAGGAAAUCAUGUCCCAAAUAUCACUAUUUUGUGGUUAAACUCAAAUAUACUAAUUGAUUAAAAAAAUGAAAAAAAUAAUAAAAAAAAGUUUUUAAUAUGUAUACAUCUUUGUAAAUUAUAUCAUAGGUAGGACUGGUGGAGUUAUGUCGCACAUGCAGCUAACAAAAACAAAUGGAAAUGUCUGCUCUACCCAAAAUUACAACCAAAUAAUUGUAGCAUUACCGUUAAAAUGGAAGGGGGAAAAAGUAAGGAACUUGUCUGUCUGCCCUCCAUUAAAGACCAUAAUUGGUUAAAGAAAAUUGUGAUAAAUAAAAAAGUAUUUAAGGACCAAAGGAUUGACAGCCAUCCCAUAUAGAUUGCAAAAUAGUUGGGAAGAGAUUUUUUAUGUACCGAUUCCAUGGCACAUGGUUUAUGAACUGAUACGCAAAACGACAGCGUAUUCAAAACUUAGAAUUUUUCCAUUUAAAUGAUUAUUCAAAAUUCUUGCUACCAAUAGAAUGUUAUUUAUAUGGGGGAUACAAUCUUCCCAGCUCUGCAGAUUUUGCUGCGAAAAGACAGAAUCAUUAGAUCAUUUGUUUUGGUACUGUCCAUUUGUAGCUUGUUUUUGGUCACAAGUCCAGGAAUGGCUGAAGGAUUGCAAUAUUAACCUGGAGCUAACCCUGCAGAUAGCACUACUGGGUGAUCUGAAAAGUCAUAGUCAAUUGAUAAAUAAUAUAAUAAUACUUUUAGCAAAAAAAAAUAUUUUCAAUUCACAAUCUGUAGAAACAAUGAAAAUAGAAAGGUUCAGAACUUUUGUGAAACACCACAGUACAGUUGAAAAAUAUAUGGCAAAUAGAAAUCCAAUAUGGAUGGUGUUAAGCGACAGAUGGGAGGGGUUGAAUGGAGCUGAAGGUUGGGACUAAUAACAACUAAUAAGAACAAGAUAACUAAUGUAAAACAUACUGUGUCCAUAAUAAGUAUAUAGGUUAUAGGUUAAGAGCUUUUGUGAAAGAGCACAGUUUGAAAGAUAUGGCAUAUAGAAGCAAACCGGAUGGACAUCAUGAAAAUGAUCAGAGAGGUUGAGGGUAGAGGAAGUUCAGGAGUAAAAACAAAAUAAAUAUAACUAUUGUAAGAUUGACUGUGUCCAUAAAAUGUAUAUAGCAUGUAUAAGCUGGAUGUAGAGGCCUAAGCAUUGUUGUUCACUAUUUUACUCCAAUUAGGGGAGGGGUGGUGGGGUUGGUAAGUAAUAAAGGAAAAUAUAUUUUUAAAAAGGAUAUGUAUGUAUGUAUGUAUGUACAGUGGGGAGAACAAGUAUUUGAUACACUGCCGAUUUUGCAGGUUUUCCUACUUACAAAGCAUGUAGAGGUCUGUAAUUUUUAUCAUAGGUACACUUCAACUGUGAGAGACGGAAUCUAAAACAAAUAUCCAGAAAAUCACAUUGUAUGAUUUUUAAGUAAUUAAUUUGCAUUUUAUUGCAUGACGUAAGUAUUUGAUCACCUACCAACCAGUAAGAAUUCCGGCUCUCACAGACCUGUUAGUUUUUCUUUAAGAAGCCCUCCUGUUCUCCACUCAUUACCUGUAUUAACUGCACCUGUUUGAACUCGUUACCUGUAUAAAAGACACCUGUCCACACACUCAAUCAAACAGACUCCAACCUCUCCACAAUGGCCAAGACCAGAGAGCUGUGUAAGGACAUCAGGGAUAAAAUUGUAGACCUGCACAAGGCUGGGAUGGGCUACAGGACAAUAGGCAAGCAGCUUGGUGAGAAGGCAACAACUGUUGGCGCAAUUAUUAGAAAAUGGAAGAAGUUCAAGAUGACGGUCAAUCUCCCUCGGUCUGGGGCUCCAUGCAAGAUCUCACCUCGUGGGGCAUCAAUGAUCAUGAGGAAGGUGAGGGAUCAGCCCAGAACUACAUGGCAGGACCUGGUCAAUGACCUUAAGAGAGCUGGGACCACAGUCUCAAAGAAAACCAUUAGUAACACACUAUGCCGUCAUGGAUUAAAAUCCUGCAGCGCACGCAAGGUCCCCCUGCUCAAGCCAGCGCAUGUCCAGGCCCGUCUGAAGUUUGCCAAUGACCAUCUGGAUGAUCCAGAGGAGGAAUGGGAGAAGGUCAUGUGGUCUGAUGAGACAGAAAUAGAGCUUUUUGGUCUAAACUCCACUCGCCAUGUUUGGAGGAAGAAGAAGGAUGAGUACAACCCCAAGAACACCAUCCCAACCGUGAAGUAUGGAGGUGGAAACAUCAUUCUUUGGGGAUGCUUUUCUGCAAAGGGGACAGGACGACUGCACCGUAUUGAGGGGAGGAUGGAUGGGGCCAUGUAUCGCGAGAUCUUGGCCAACAACCUCCUUCCCUCAGUUAGAGAAUUGAAGAUGGGUCGUGGCUGGGUCUUCCAGCAUGACAACGACCCGAAACACUCAGCCAGGGCAACUAAGGAGUGGCUCCGUAAGAAGCAUCUCAAGGUUCUGGAGUAGCCUAGCCAGUCUCCAGACCUGAACCUAAUAGAAAAUCUUUGGAGGGAGCUGAAAGUCCGUAUUGCCCAGCGACAGCCCCGAAACCUGAAGGAUCUGGAGAAGGUCUGUAUGGAGGAGUGGGCCAAAAUCCCUGCUGCAGUGUGUGCAAACCUGGUCAAGACCUACAGGAAACGUAUGAUCUCUGUAACUGCUUUUCUGAUGUAUCAAAUACUUAUGUCAUGCAAUAAAAUGCAAAUUAAUUACUUAAAAAUCAUACAAUGUGAUUUUCUGGAUUUUUGUUUUAGAUUCCGUCUCUCACAGUUGAAGUGUACCUAUGAUAAACAUUACAGACCUCUACAUGCUUUGUAAGUAGGAAAACCUGCAAAAUCGGCAGUGUAUCAAAUACUUGUUCUCCCCACUGUAUAUGUGUAUAUACACUACCAGUCAAAAGUUUGGACACACCUACUCAUUCAAGGGUUUUUCUUUAUUUUUUACUAUUUUCUACAUUGUAGAAUAAUAGUGAAGACAUCAAAACUAUAAAAUAACACAUAUGGAAUCAUGUAGUAAUGAAAAAAUUCUUCAAAUAGCCACCCUUUGCCUUGAUGACAGCUUUGCACACUCUAGGCAUUCUCUCAACCAGCUUCAUCUGGAAUGCUUUUCCAACAGUUUUGAAGGAGUUCCUACAUAUGCUGAGCAGUUGUUGGCUGCUUUUCCUUCACUCUGCGGUCCAACUCAUCCCAAACCAUCUCAAUUGGGUUGAGGUCGGGUGAUUGUGGAGGCCAGGUCAUCUGAUGCAGCACUCCAUCACUCUCCUUCUUGGUCAAAUAGCCCUUACACAGCCUGGAGGUAUGUUUUGAGGCAUUGUCCUGUUGAAAAACAAAUGAUAGUCCCACUAAGCACAAACCAGAUUGGAUGGCGUAUCGCUGCAGAAUACUGUGGUAGCCAUGCUGGUUAAGUGUGCCUUGAAUUCUAAAUAAAUCACUGACAGUGUCACCAGCAAAGCACCCCCACACCAUCACACCUCCUCCUCCAUUCUUCACGGUGGGAAACACACAUGCGGAGGUCAACCGUUCACCUACUCUGCGUCUCACAAAGACACGGUGGUUGGAACCAAAAAUCUCAAAUUUGGACUCAUCAGACCAAAAGACAGAUUUCCACCAGUCUAAUGUCCAUUGCUCAUGUUUCUUGGACCAAGCAAGUCUCUUCUUCUUAUUGGUGUCCUUUAGUAGUGGUUUCUUUGCAGCAAUUAGACCAUGAAGGCCUGAUUCACACAGUCCCCUCUGAACAGUUGAUGUUGAGAUAUGUAUGUUACUUGAACUUUGUGAAGCAUUUAUUUGGGCUGCAAUUUCUGAGGCUGGUAACUCUAAUGAACUUAUCCUCUGCAGCAGAGGUAACUCUGGGUCUUCCUUUCCUGUGGCGGUCCUCAUGAGAGCCAGUUUCAUCAUAGCGCUUGAUGGUUUUUGCGACUGCACUUGAAGAAACUUUCAAAGUUCUUGAAAUGUUCCGUAUUGACUGACCUUAAAGUAAUGAUGGACUGUCAUUUCUCUUUGCUUAUUUGAGCUGUUCUUGCCAUAAUAUGGACUUGGUCUUUUACCAAAUAGGGCUAUCUUCUGUAUGCCACCCCUACCUUGUCACAACACAACUGAUUGGCUCAAACGCAUUAGGAAGGAAAUAAAUUCCACAUAUUAACUUUUAACAAGGCACACCUGUUAAUUGAAAUGCAUUCCAGGUGACUACCUCAUGAAGCUGGUUGAGAAAAUGACAAAAGUGUGCAAAGCUGUGAUCAAGGCAAAGGGUGGCUAUUUGAAGAAUCUCAAAUAUAAAAUAUAUUUUGAUUUAUUUCAAACUUUUUUGGUUACUACAUGUGUUAUUUCAUAGUUUUGAUGUCGUCACCAUUAUUCUACAAUGUAAAAAUUUUUAAAAAUAAAGAAAAACCCUUGAAUGAGUAGGUGUGUCCAGUCUUUUGACUGGUAGUGUACAUAUUGAACUUCCAUCCUCCCAGGCCAGAUGCACAAUGUAUGAAUUUAUGGUUGGAUCAGAAUCACCGUUAUAAUCAUUGGCCAGUACUUAGAAUUAAAAUGUCUAGAACAUUGAUAUCCUAUAUUCUGAGAACAUGGCAACCAUGUUCUGUGUAUGUUUGGUGGGAUGUUGACGGAAUAUUUACCUAACCCACAGAACUGGACACAUUAAUGUUUUUGCCAUGUUCUCAUACAACUGCUACAGAUUUCCAACACAUUCCUCCCUGUCCUGUAGGUGACCUUUGCACAUAGCAUCCUAUUGCUUUUCACUCUGGAAGUCUUUGUCCUAUUUUGCAGUUCAAGUACAUUUAUUUAGGGCUGGAUUCAAUCCCUAUCGACGAAGUAUGGCGGAAGAUCCGUGUUAAAAUGUAAAGGUAGGCUAAGUUCCGAUUGAGCCAAAAUAUGCAGCGUUUACCGUGAAUGCAAUCUCCGGGACCACGGAAACAUUGCCUUUAAUUGUCAAUUGCGCUAUAAAGCGAAUUUUCAGCGCUACGGAUUGAAUAUGGCCCAUCAUUAUUCACAUGGUAGAAAAAAUAUAGUAGCGAAAUUAUGCUGCAAAAUAAGAAAUUAAUUUGAGAAAAUACACCAUAGCUGAAAAGAGGCUGUCACAUUGAUGACACGGACUGUCUGGAAGUUGGUCGUACCACCAGACCUGAUUUGAGCUGGAUCUUUUUGGCUGUGGUGGUCGCCAGGUCUUUGGCACUACAGCAGGCUGUGUUGGUCUCAUAGAUGUUGUGGAAGCUGUUGUAGUCCACUUCAUAGAAGCCCUUCUCCAGGGAGAGGAC
Molecule: messenger RNA, 28051 nt
Organism: Coregonus sp. 'balchen'
Lineage: Eukaryota; Metazoa; Chordata; Actinopteri; Salmoniformes; Salmonidae
Source: the annotation of a GenBank genome assembly